Messenger RNA from Esox lucius (northern pike), 5012 nucleotides. RefSeq names its product SEC22 homolog C, vesicle trafficking protein (gene sec22c). The record is from RefSeq and is a predicted model, not a curated record. Gene Ontology annotation, biological process: endoplasmic reticulum to Golgi vesicle-mediated transport. NCBI's taxonomy places the organism in Eukaryota, Metazoa, Chordata, Actinopteri, Esociformes, Esocidae. The transcript is spliced from 6 exons. The coding region runs from base 235 to 1143 and encodes 302 amino acids.
AAAAAUGCUUUGGUGAACCCGGAAGAAUAUUUUGUUUUAAUCCUUUCCCAUUAUCUCAUCGCGAAAUGUGAACUAUCAAGCAAGCUGCAACAGUGUACUUUAAUUAUUUGUAAAUAUGCGGUAGUUAGCAAAACGGCUAAAGUUAAUCUACUGUAUUUCAAUUAUAAUAAUCUGCGUCAAGGAAACCUUUCAAAAGAUGUUGAGGCUGUAUGACCCCAUCGAUCUCUGUGGAACAUGCUGAUCCUGUUUGCCUUGGUGGUUCGGGUCAGGGAUGGUCUGCCCCUGUCAGCCUCCACAGACUUCCAUCACAACCCCGAGCUGCAGGAAAGGAAACAGCAGCUGAGGACGGUUUCCAAAGCCCUUGGCCUGUUCCCUGACAGAGGGGUGGUCAAGGGUCAUGACCUUAAUAUAUAUUUCCUGUCCAGUGAGGGUGUGUCUUACAUGAGUGUGUGUGGUGCCAGCCUCCCUGCUGCCACAGCCUUCUGUUUCCUGGAGGAUCUGCGCUGGGACUUCACAGCACGCAUCGACAAGGCCAAGGUUACCCUGGCAACCAGGCCGUACCCUUUUCUGGAGUUCGACAACAGUAUAGCUCGGCUGCAGCAGCAGUACAACCAGAAGGGAGCUCCAGCCCUGGAGGUGACAUUGACUGAGGUCCAGGAGGAUCUGAAGACACGCCCACUGCAGAUCCUCACCCCGGAAGAGGUGGAGCUUACCAACAAGGCAUCCAAUGGACAUGCAGAGCAACUUCCUGACUCUGGUCAGAAUCUGAGGUUAGAGCCGGUCACCGCCCCAGGAAUCCUCUCCUUGGUCCUCAACAUCAUGUGUGCUUCUCUCAACCUCAUUAGGGGAGUUCACCUUACAGAAUACACCUUCCAGGAUGAUUAUGAAGGGGUCUGGAAUGUGGGGGCAUUCCUGCUGGCGUUCUUCUGCUGCCUGUGUCAGUGUCAUCUGUACCUGUUCCACUCCCCUCUGAAGAAGGUCAAGUCUUUCAGCCUACUGAGUGUCAUAGUGCUCUGUAACUGCUUCCUGUUUGGUCUGAGAAACGUCUGGCAGUUCCUGUUCCACCUGGGAGUGGCCGUCCUCGCCACCCUGCUCACCCUCAACAGGAAACUUCACGACAGAACCAAUGACUGUGGAGUCUGAGGAAAUGGGGGACUGUUUAGCGUGUCGCACCAAUACUGUAGGCAGUUUACAUCCAAGUUAGUGGAUACCUUUUUAAGAUUAAUGACGCAAGCCAUGUACUAUUAGACACCAGAGCAAUAUCAGCUCAGAAUAAUCUACUUAAUUCAGUGAUUUAGAGUGGAAAGAUUAGGAUUUUGGAGGUCAGUUCCUCUUCUGCCUCUGACUACAUCCAGAAAGGAGAGAAGGACCCACACCACAUGGUGAUGUGUGCUAGCGGUCAGUUUGACAUCCUUUUAUUACUGGAAUUAACAUUUCUUUAAUUUGUUCUGUUGAUUUAUUUACAUGUGUAUUUGCACUAAAAAUACAUGGCGUCCAAGGCUGGUUUGAGGAGUCACUAGAGGGAUGAUUUUGAGAGGUUCCUCAAAUCUGUUUCUACAAAUGAAGUCUACAUUUGGUCAUUUGGAUUUGUGAUGUGAAGGCUCCAGCUCACUAACUGAUCAAUCAGACCAGGGCUCCAGCUCACUAAUUGACCGAUCAGACCAGGGCUCCAGCUCACUAACUGACCCAUCAGACCAGGGCUCCAGCUCACUAACUGAUCAAUCAGACCAGGGCUCCAGCUCACUAAUUGACCGAUCAGACCAGGGCUCCAGCUCACUAACUGACCCAUCAGACCAGGGCUCCAGCUCACUAACUGACCAAUCAGACCAGGGCUCCAGCUCACUAACUGACCGAUCAGACCAGGGCUCCAGCUCACUAACUGAUGUUUUAGGCAAAAUACUGAUGAUAGCUGUGAGCUGCUAAAGUUCUGUGUUAGUGUAGCCGUAGUUACUGGAGUUCUGUAACUCAGUGGAGCAGAGACACUGAGAGCUCUGCUCAUUUUGGUGUAUCCCAGCUGUACCUGUGCUGCUCAGCCUGAGAAAUGUGAAUGUACACACUCAACAUCAUGCGUGGCAAGAACCCAGACGAACCUCACAUUGGUCAUGGGUCUCGCCGUCCAUACCCAGACGAUCAGAGUGGCAAUGGGAUCCUUGAAAAAAAGGUUGUUAGGGAUGCAAAUGUCCAUGCUCUUUUGGUUUCCCCCAAAAAAGAUGGAAUCUUUGAAACUCCUGGCGGCUGAAGUGAAAGGACAGACGGAUGGUGGGAGUGCUCUCCUAGUAUAUAACCUGCUGUACUUUUUGGCUAACGUCAAGUGCAUGCAUUCAAAUUUCUCAGGCUGUGUUACACAAUUCCAGCUGGAAUAAACCAAUAGGAGCAGGGCUUCCCUUAUGGGGAGGAGGUCCACGAAACCGAACUAGCCCCUCUAGCCUGUCAUGAGCUCUGGUUAACAAUGUGUAUUUUUGCUUCUAUUGAAUUGAUGAAUCAAAGUGUCUGGCCAAAGUAUUUGUUUGUGAUGACAAUAAAAUCAUGUGAUGUUGAUGCAGAAAGUUUACAGAGCAAGGGGUGCUUCACAUCCUAUUUAAUUUAUAAUGUGUUAUAAUGUAUAAUGAUCCCUUAAUAUAGUGGUCACUGUUUUACUUUGUAGAAAGUUAAGUUGUUUAUUUCUCAAGGAAUUGGAGUUCAGGGUUUUCUAGCUUAGAAAGUGAGAUUCUUUAUUGUUAUAUUGGAUCAAGUGUUUGGUUCAAGUAUAUAUUAUACUGCUGGUUAUGUUGCUUGGUUACAGUGUGGGUAUGAUUUUAUUUGUGAUGUCUGAAGCAAUCUGGCUAACAUCUAAAUAUAGGGAAAUUAAGUUAUAUUUAAUACAGUAGCUAUUAUGAGUUUAAUAUGCUAAAUAUUUUUGCUGCGGUUGCAUUUUGUAGUGAUAGAAGCAGAUAGUUGUGAUUCUGAAGCCUUACUGUCUGUCUUUGCAAAUAUCUUUAUCUCCUCAUCUCUAAGGGCUCUGUUCAUAUUGAACAACAUGUUGUUUUUUACUGUGUGUAAUUAGGUGAAUAAUUCCUAAUAUAAAGAAUUUGAACAGAUGUGUGACCCAUGAUCAGAAAAAAGCUGACUUUCUUUCCUUCAAUUUAAGAGGAAAUUGUACUGAUGUUAUGCCUGUAAAAUAUUCAAACCCUUUCUACUGAAAUUAACUCAAGAGUCUGAGACAUUCAGGGAGAGAUAUGUAGAUCCUGUUUCUCAGAUACAGCACUGUAGUGGAAUGUCCUGUUUGUUUUAAAUCAGAGAACAAUGACUUUGCAAUACACUUGGAUUUUGUUACAAGUUGUCUAAUGACUAUUGAACUGGCAAGUGAGUGGAAAUACUUUUUAGAUUUGAUAUGGUUCUGAAAUUUGUAUUGCAAUGUUAGAUGCUGCCACUUAAUCCUGAGGUGUUUAAUAAGUCUGAAUCAGUCAGAACAGUGUUAUAGCUGCUUUUAAGUGCUGAUAACCUCAACAGGUCUGUAUCAUCGCUCAUGGACGGACAUAUUGGCUCCUUUCUGCUUUCUUUAAAUUACUUCAUUUGUCUCUGAGAAUAUAUUGAAAUUGACACAAGUGUUUGGUGUCCACAAUGUUUUUACUCACUGUUAAUAUUAAAACCUUUGCUUUUGAUCCGGUACCUAAUAUAUCAUUUUAAAUCAGAAAAUGAACAGAAAUGACAUUGACAAAAUGAUUUGCACCCUGGACUCCCAUUGCCAUGGAUGAGGCCUUUCUCGUGCGCUGGCAUUUUGGCCCUCUCUCUCUCCUCGUGCACAUGGACUUGUUGCCUUGAGAUUGUGCUUAGCUGGAAUGUUGUCUGACCUCCCCAGGCAAUUCUCUGGAUCUGUUCUCCAUGCUCAUUGAUACAAACCCAGUGACACACAACAGGAGAAUGAGUCCUUUUCUCUGUAUGGACUGGUUGAGUGAUUUUCAUAUUACAGAAACUGAAACUUAUCACAGGUACUUUCAAAUUCAAGUAGAAUCACCCUUUUGAAAUAGUUAAUUCUAGAAGGGGCCAGUAAUAUUGACGGGACCAUUUCUGUUAUUUAGUAAAUAAUUCAGAUGUUGUUCAGUUGCAAAUGGUUCAUUAUUUGAAUAAAGUAUCAGGGUGCCAAUACUUUACAGGAGGGCCAUUGGAUGUGUUAUUACUGUGUAGUACCUGCUGCUCUAACUGACCUAUAAUGGGUUUAUUGUAUUAAUUUCCUAUGUUGAAGGCUGCUAAUGUCAAGGAGUCCUUUUUUGGAAGAGAGUCUUAAUGUUUUAAUCAGCGUUGGCUGUUUGAUAUAAAUGUUUUAUGUCUUUCAUAAUAUUGUUUGACAAGAGAUUCAGUUUGUGACAUGUUGUUUGCCUAUUGAGUGUUUUGCAUUUUUCUGUUUACAUUUUCUAAUGGAAACAAAGAAUACAACUGUCUAAAAGAUGAACUCAUCAAGUUGACCAAAUUAACAAUGUUGUUAAUUGUUGCUGUAAUCUUUGUAAAUUGAGAUUUUAAACUAAACACUGUUCAAGUUCUUCUGAUGUACUAUUUCUAAUAUACGGUUCAAAGCUUCAAUGCCUAAAUGCUACCAAGCCAUUCCAUGAAGGCCAAACAGCUGCAGUAGGCCUGUUAAACACAUAUAAUCCCAAAUUACACACUAUUGCCUAAAUAGUGCCCUGCUUUUGACCAGGUCAAAAAGGGCUUUUGGUUUGAAAUGAGUAUGAAGCGAAUAGGGUGCUGUUUUGGAUUUGUAACUUUCUGGCACUGGCAGCGUGACCUACCUGAGAUGUUCCCUUGGUAACUGUACUCUGACAGUUUACUGGUGACGAUAAAGGUUUAAAUAUUCAUCUUUCACCAGUUUCGUCCUGUAGUCUUCAGAGGGUCCAUGUUAGCCACCUUCUGCAUGUUCUUUUGAACGUCCUUUACACAAGAUUCAGUUCCAUUAAAAUGGAUUGAAGAAGCAAAGCCAGAACCCUGGUGUCCCCAGUGGCAGCUUUGAGAUAUUUAUUAAACUGCAGGCUUUGGUAAAA